AUGAAGUCCGUCGUCGCCGCCCUCUCCGUGGUCGCCAUCGCCCAGGCAUCGUCCUUCAAGAUUGGAACCAUCCACCAUGACUCUGCCCCGAUCCUCGAUGCCACCAACGCCAACACUAUUCCUGGCGCCUACAUCAUCAAGUUCAAGGACCACGUCGAUGAGCCCAAGGCCAAGUCCCACCAUGCCUGGGUCUCGGAUAUCCACAGCGAUGGCGAGCAGCAGCGUCUUGAGCUCCGCAAGCGCGGUCUCUUCGACUCCGUCGAGGAUGCUUUUGCCGGUAUGAAGCACAGCUUUGAUCUUGGCUCUGGCUUCCGUGGUUAUUCUGGCCACUUUGACGACGCCGUCAUUGAGCAGAUUCGCAACCACCCCGACGUUGAGGCCAUUGAACGGGACUCCAUUGUCCACACCACCGUCCCCGUCACCACCAAGCAUGCUGUCACUGAUGACACCUGCAAGCAUGAGGAGGAAAAGCAGGCUCCUUGGGGCCUUGCUCGUAUCUCUCACCGCGAUACUCUGGGUUUCAGUACCUUCAACAAGUACCUGUACGCCGAGGAGGGUGGUCAGGGUGUUGAUGCCUACGUUAUUGACACUGGCACCAACAUCGAUCACGUCGACUUCGAGGGCCGUGCCCAAUGGGGUUACACUGCUCCUGACGGCGAUGCGGAUGAGGACGGCAACGGCCACGGCACUCACUGCUCUGGCACUAUCGCCGGUAAGAAGUACGGUGUUGCCAAGAAGGCCAACGUGUACGCCGUCAAGGUCCUUCGCUCUAACGGCUCGGGCACUAUGUCGGAUGUCAUCAAGGGAGUUGACUGGGCUGCCAAGAAGCACGAGGAGCAGGUACAACUGGCCAAGGAUGGUAAGCGCAAGGGCUUCAAGGGCUCCGUCGCCAACAUGUCUCUCGGUGGUGGCAAGACUACCCUGCUUGACUUGGCUGUUGAUGCUGCCGUCGACAAGGGGCUUCACUUUGCCGUCGCUGCCGGUAACGAUAACGCGGACGCCUGCAACUACUCCCCUGCUGCCGCUAAGAAGGCCGUCACUGUUGGGGCCUCGACCAUUGAUGACAGCCGUGCCUACUUCUCCAACACGGGCAAGUGCACUGACAUCUUUGCCCCUGGCUUGAACAUUCAGUCCACCUGGAUCGGCUCCAAGUACGCCAUCAACACCAUCUCUGGUACCUCCAUGGCCUCUCCCCACAUCUGCGGUCUCCUCGCCUACUACCUGUCCCUCCAACCCGCCGCCGACUCUGAGUACGCUGUUGCCGCCAUCACCCCCGCUGAGCUCAAGGAGAGCAUCAUCAACAUUGGUACCAAGAACACUCUUAGCGAUGUUGGCUCCGGAUCCCCCAAUGUUCUUGCUUGGAACGGUGCUGGCUGCAACGACUACAAGAAGAUUGUCGAGGCUGGCAGCUACGACGCUAAGCGCACCUCGUCCAAGACCGAGAACAUCCACACCAAGAUCCAGCACGAGUUCGAGGUCGUCAGUGGCGAGAUUACCAAGUCCGCCAAGACCUUCGGCAGCAAGGCUGAGAAGUUCGCCAAGAAGAUCCAGCACAUUGUCGAUGCUGAGGUCGAGGAUUUCCUCUCCCACCUGGAGUAA
Messenger RNA from Cordyceps fumosorosea ARSEF 2679, 1599 nucleotides. Its product is annotated as sublitisin-like protease. Gene Ontology annotation, molecular function: serine-type endopeptidase activity. Bases 1 to 1599 code for a protein of 532 amino acids. The record is from RefSeq and is a predicted model, not a curated record. NCBI's taxonomy places the organism in Eukaryota, Fungi, Ascomycota, Sordariomycetes, Hypocreales, Cordycipitaceae. Gene Ontology annotation, biological process: proteolysis. The transcript has 2 exons.